AUAGGAUAGCAGCGUUGAAUGGCGCAAAAUGCGUUGUCGAGUUACCUUGUUGUCACUGCUGUGAAUUCACCAGGCGAUUUAAGUUAAUAAUUGCGGUUAUUUACAAUCUGCGACUAUUUUGUUUGGCGGGUCUUUGCUGUCUCUUGUGACGGUUAGCAUUGCGACCAUUGUCAGAGAGUCCCGAAUGACCAGUGAUCUUAGGCCGGACUGAGUGUCCAACCAGGUAGCUAGCUAGCCGCUAGUCAACGUUCUUCAGAAACAAUGUCCAUUCUUCCUCAGAAUAAUUUGAAGGAGCAGCUGGCGAGACACAGCAACUCUACACAAAGUAGGCUGUCGCUGGCUAAACCUAAAACCGGGGCAUUUUGUUUUAAAAAGAAAUCUACGUCGGGCACAGGCAAGGUGGAAAUCCCGACGAAGGUAACCAGCCCAAAUGUUUUGGCAAACAGGAAUGUCAAUGUCCCUAAGAACAGUCUGGUGACUAAACCUGUUGUAACGUUUUCAAACAAGCCCGAGAGAGCUCAAAAGUCCAAAAUCAACAACUUCUUCUCUGUAAGUUCCAAGCUGGACAUCAGCUCGGACGGUGUCUGUGCUCCACCUGUCCAGGUUCCGUCUGUACCGCCACCCAACUACGACAAGCAGGUUAUAAGUAACAAUCAGAGCAUCUCCAAAAUCAUGGAUGCAUCGCUUGGCUUCCAGAUGGACGACUGGGAUGAUCUGGAUGAUUUUGAAACUCCCACCAAAGCAAACAAUGACUCAUUCAGUGACGAAAUUACCAAGACAACAACGAGCAUUAGGCCAGUUUUAGUCGAAGACGGAACUGAGUCCACAGGGGGGCAGUCUUGUCUGAAAGCAGAUAAUGCGCAAGUUACGCCUGUUCCAAGUCCACUUCCAGCAGAGUGUGAAGUGGAUGAUUCUCCAGUGAACACAACCAGAAGGCGUCAACCGGCUUAUCUAAAAUGUGUCGUUAGUGAUAGUGACGAGGACAAUGAUGAUGUCCCUGAGCCAUUUGAAGAACAACAAGAAGAAGAGACAGCCUCUAAGAAAAAAUGGACUGACCCAAAGUCAAUACAGAUUGAGGACAACUCGGAGCCUGAAGAUCACUUUGAAUACAUACCGCCAUCUCCAGUGCGAGCUGAGUGGUCUUACAGCAAAUCUCCUGUGGACUCCAUAUGCAAGCCAUCUUUUAAUGCUGAAAGUAGCAACAGUUCUUUGCAUUCUAAAGCCUCCAAUGUGACCCGUCAUGAAGCCCCUGAUCAACACUGUAAAGAUAAGACAAAUGAUGAGCUUUUUAGUAUCAUGGAGUCAAUUUGUGCUAUGGUGGAUUCCAUCCCUGAACAUGAGCUCAUCGCACUGUCCUGUGGCAAUGAGCUUCUGUUGAAGAGAGCUCAAAGGAAGAGGAUUCUUGUUACCGGUACUGAUGCCUUCGUGAGGACGCAACAGCCUGACAGCACUGUGAUUUCUGAUCCUGGCUUCAAAGAUAAAUCUUCCUCCUCCAGGGCGUCCUGCAGCUUUUUGCCUGCAGAGUCAAAGAGGGUUCCUCAGAUCAGGAGAUCAUCCGUCAUCUCUCUGGACUGUGACUCUGAUCACUCUGACCGUGUUAUCAAAGUAAAGCCAUCGGUUGGCAAGAACAGCCAGAAAUCAGUCGUGGAAAUUGACAGCUUCUGUGAUUCUCCGUCAAGCUCCAGCUUCACAAAAGCAUCUCAGAGUAUCCCUAGUAUCAAAAAGACCAACGUGGACAUGGAUUGUGAGGAUCUUUUCUUCACGCCCAAAAAGAAAAUGGAGACUACUGUGCAGAUUAAAUCCAAGCCACAGGAAAGUUUCACAGCUACAGAACGCAUGGAGCCUGAUGACUUUUACAUUGACGACUUUGACAUUGACGACUUGAAUGACUCUGAUAUUCCUGAUUACUAUGAUGAACCACAAAGUUCCUCGGCACCGCUGAACAGCUCCAGCACUGCACAAACAGCCAUAAAGAAAGGUGGGCCGAGCAAGUCCUCAUGGGAGAAGAAACCUGCAACGCCUGCUCCGGUUUCCAACCCAGCAAAAAUAUGCUCUCCUGAACCCACCUUCCGAAACCCUGCACAUGAUCGUUUCCGAGGUUUCAACUUCUCCCACUCACAGGAGAUGAUGAAGAUUUUCCACAAGCGCUUUGGUCUCCAUCAGUUCAGGUUCAACCAACUCGAAGCCAUCAACGCCACGCUCCUUGGGGAAGACGAGUUUGUACUGAUGCCCACAGGUGGCGGUAAAAGUCUGUGCUACCAGUUGCCUGCCUGCCUGUCGCCAGGAGUCACUGUGGUCAUCUCACCACUAAAAUCACUCAUUGUGGAUCAGGUCCAGAAACUCACUACUCUGGAUAUCCCAGCGACGAGCCUGUCGGGUGAUAAAAGUGACAGUGAAGCAGGCAGGAUCUACAUGCAGCUCUCCAGGAAAGAACCCAUCAUUAAACUCCUUUAUGUCACACCUGAGAAGGUCAGUGCCAGCAACAGGUUGAUCUCUGCCCUGCAGAACCUGUACGAGCGAGGCCUUCUGGCACGCUUUGUCAUCGACGAAGCUCACUGCGUCAGUCAGUGGGGCCAUGAUUUCCGCCCAGAUUACAAGAGGUUGAAUGAACUCCGUCAGAAGUUCCCCAAAGUGCCCAUGAUGGCCCUGACGGCCACCGCCACACCCCGCGUGCAGAAGGACAUCUUAAACCAACUCAACAUGACUCGCCCUCAGGUCUUCACCAUGAGCUUUAACAGAGCAAACCUCAAGUACUCUGUGCUGCCCAAGAAACCCAAAAAGGUGGAUGAGGACUGCAUCAAUUGGAUCAAGAAGCACUACCCACGUGAUUCGGGCAUUGUGUACUGCCUGUCCCGUAACGACUGUGACGCCAUGGCCGAGAGUUUGCAACGAGCCGGGCUGUUAGCGCUGUCCUAUCAUGCAGGCCUGAGCGACGGCGACAGAGAAUACGUGCAGAGCAAGUGGAUCAACCAAGACGGCUGCCAGGUCAUCUGCGCCACUAUCGCUUUUGGCAUGGGCAUUGACAAGCCCGACGUGCGCUACGUGAUCCACGCCAGUCUUCCUAAAUCAGUGGAGGGCUACUAUCAAGAGUCUGGAAGGGCCGGCAGGGACGGAGACAUCUCUCACUGCAUUCUCUUCUACACCUAUGCCGACGUGCACCGCAUCAAGAGGAUGCUCAGCAUGGACAAAGAAGGUGACAGAAACACAAAGGCCACACACUUCAACAACCUGCACAGCAUGGUGCAUUUCUGUGAGAACAUGAUGGAGUGCAGAAGGAUUCAGCUGCUGGCCUACUUCGGAGAGAUGAAAUUUAACAGGAGCUUCUGCAAGGACCACCCUGAUGUCAGCUGUGACAACUGCGCCAGGCCCUCUCAAUACAAGAUGAGGAACGUCACUGAGGAGGUGAAGAUGAUUGUGAGGUUCGUACAGGAGAACUGUGAGAAAGUGGGAGCGAGGUUUGGACGGACACCUCAACAGAACCGCCUGACACUCAACAUGCUGGUAGACAUUUUCGUAGGUUCUAAAUCUGCAAAGAUUCAGACGGGUAUGUUUGGAAUGGGAGGAGCUUAUUCCAAGCACAAUGCCGACCGCCUGUUUAAAAAGCUAGUGCUGGACAAUUACCUGAUGGAGGACCUUUACAUCACCAACAAUGGCCAAGCAGUGGCUUAUGUCUCAGCUGGACCCAAAGCCUUAAACGUCCUGUCUGGACACGUGCAGGUGGACUUCUAUGAGACGGAGAGCGCCUCCAGUGCCAGGAAGAACAGAGCCAUUGUGGCCAAGAACGUGUCGCAGAGAGACCAGAUGGUUCAGGAGUGUCUCAAGGAGUUGAUAGACCUGUGCAAGCAACUGGGGAAAGCCUUUGGAAUUCACUACUUCAACAUCUUCUCCACUGCUACCUUGAAAAAGAUCUCUGAGAGGCUGUCCUCCAACCCCGAAGUGCUCCUACAAAUUGAUGGUGUGACUGAGGACAAACUGGAGAAGUACGGUGCGGAGGUGAUCCAGGUCCUGCAGAAGUACUCCCAGUGGGAGCAUCCUGCUGAACAGCAGCCUGAAGACAAAGGCUGGAUCGACACGACACGAGGUCGCUCUGCUGUCGACUACGAGGAUGAAGAGGAAGACGACUCCUCCUCCACCUACUUCCGAAACCAGAGCGCACAGGGGCAGAAGAGGAAGAAAACUCCUUUUUUCAAGUACUCGAAGAAGAGAAAAGGAUACGGCGGCUCAAACUACAACUCUAAAGGAGGCUAUAGCAACAAUAAGACAUGGUCCUCCUCCAAAGGGGGAUCCAAAGCUCAAUCCACCGGGCGGGGGUACAGAGGUGCGUCGGGUGACUCGGCAUCAGGCAGGAGGCCGGGUUUCUUAGCGUUGCCGACCCCUCAAAACAACCAACGACCUUUCUUAAAGCCGGCCUCUUCACACAUGGUCUGAAUAGUUUGCUGUCAUGGCACAAGUUUACAGAGGACUACUGGUGAGAGAGAAGGUCAGCUAAGGAACAAACAGGUGGAUCAACAACUGCGUUUGGCACAGGUAUAUACAAAUUGUAUAACGGAACAUGACUUCAUCUCAUCAUCCCAGGAGAGAGAACAUAGUACGCCACCUUUUUCCUCAACGUGCACGCUCUUUGAGGAGGGGGUUUACACAUAUUCAAUCACGGGGGGGACCAGGAUGCUUUUUUUUUUUUUUUUUUUUUUUUUUUUUUUUGGGACGUUUAAACCUCUAAAAUGUGCUUUUUUUGUCACUAAAAGGGACUGUCACAUUUUAGAGGAAACCAAAUAACAAGAACACCGCUCUUAAAAUAAUUUGAAACAAAAAAAACAAAACAGUUUCCAGACUCAAUAAAACAAGGUAGUUUAUACAUCACAUUGUACAAGAUGUCUGUUUUAAGUCCAUUCCAAACACAUUGAACCCACUUCUACCUUUCUGUGCGUUUUCAAAUUGAACAGCUACAUUUGAAAAAAGAACAUGACUAAAGCCAAUGUAUGGCGAAAAUAAAGUCAUGAUAUGCAACAUUUAAGACUGUUUAAUACCAUCAGUAGUCUUAUUCAUCCAUCUUUGCCACAAUAGAUCCAAUUGUGAGGGACAACAAAAAAAACAAAACAAAAAAAUUAAACACGGUUAUAAUUCUAUCAUGGCUCACUUUUUUUUUUGUUUUUGCUUUAUUAUUUCACCCAUUAUUGCUUCGUGAAUAGUGCCUUUCUUUUAAUAUCUAAAGUUGCCUGUCUUGAGACGCUACAUCAUUAGAACGCUGAUAGACAACCAACCCCUCAAUUCACUUCAUUAGGACAAAUAUGCAAGGAGUAGAUCCAAUGGCAACUUCACUCGUUAGGUAGCUUUAUGCAAAACGGGGACAUAAAGGGAUUUGUUUUUCCAGUUCCAACAUAGAAACAGACUAACAUUACACUUAGUACAGGUGGGUGGUGAUUUUGUGUUAAGUUAUUGCUCCCCCUAGCUGUCAAAGUAGAGGGAGGUCAAACUAGACUAAACAACCUCCAAAGUCAGACGUGGACCAAAAAAUGUCAUGUUUUUUGUUCAUUAUAUUGAUGUCUUAUAAUGAUAUAUUUGGGUUUUAAACUCUUUUAUAUUUAAUUUACCACAUUUGAAGGUUCUCCCAGUGGAGCCGCAGUUUUUCAUUUUUGUUUGAGAUAAUACUAUCAUAUUUUAACUUUCGUUAAUUCAUUUUUUCCCCAAAUUUUUAUUUGUUGAAAAACAAAUAUUUAAAUGACAAUUGUUUACAUGAGUCAUUUUUAUAUUUGCCAAUACUUUUUCAUUUGUAUUUUUUUUAUGUAAUUUACAUUCCCAUUAAUUAUAUUUGUUGUUUUUAACAUCUGCUCAAUUAAGUGGAGUUAUUUCAAAGAAUUCAUAUCUGCCAAUAAGUUCAUGAACAGUUUCAAAAAUAAAUGUACUUAAGUCAUUCAUUUUUACCAAAUAUCAAAAUUUGUGUAUAAUUUUUUUUAAAGAGAUUUCAAGUAGAUGGCUAUUUUUUUUAUUUCAUUGAUUUUUUAAAAUACAUUUUAAAUCAAACAUGAGUAUUAGACCACCAUAUGUUCUUGUUAACUAUUUGGGGUUGCAUUGUGACUGAAGGGGUACACAACAGCCUUCUAAUCUCCAUGAAUGCUUCCGUCCUCUACUUGAACCAGUGCGCUACAAAAAGUAUAAUUUCUCGUCUUCAAUAACAAAAUAAUAUUUGCCUCCUGUUAAAAUAUACAUAUAGGAGCUGUCAAUAUAUUAGGAAACCAACUUAUUUUGUACAACAAAAGUACAUCUUAUCGUCUAAUAGUAUAAUACAAUAAACCUAAACCUUGAUUUUUUUUUUUGUUAAAACAAAAUAAAUCUUCAUAGUAAGAAAUAAUUGAAAUUCAUUGAAUCUCAAGGUCAUGAAAAAUGAUGCAAAUGAAUAGAAUUAAUAAAACACAUUCACGUUAUGAGCAUUGCACAUCUAUCUAGGAUAUUAGCUACUCAUUCCUCUGCUAUACGUGUGGCCUCACCAUACAUCAGUAUAGAUAUACAGUAUGUUUUACAAGCGCGCAUCAUGGGCUUGAAUGUCUUAUCCAUUUUGAAUCAUUCAUGGUUUGAGUCGUUCCCUUUCAAGGGUGGAAUGAUUAUACAACAUAAAUCUUCAAGGAUUUUUAACAACAACAACUGAGGGCAAUAUUUUUCAUUUAUUUUGCAUUUUCUCCCACUUCAACAGCGUCCGAAUUAUGCAUACAGUACAUACAGUCACCUUAAGUGGGGCUGAAGGCUCCAGAAUGUUGAGCUUGGCCUUAUCGAGUUAAGACAUUCUUCAACCUUCAGCACCAGUUACUGAAAACAGUAGGUGAUUGUAUGUACAUAGAGCACGGGGUCUCCAACUCGUGGCCCGUGGGCCAUUUGCGGCCCACCGAGUCACAUUUUGCGGCCUGCUACUUGUCUUCAAAGAUGUAAUACGGCCUGCGCCAAGCCAAUGUUACUCAUAGGAUGCACACAUCAGCCUACACUGAGCUAUAAGUGAGUCGCUUAAAAAUGUGGUAAAAAAAAAUUCCACCCAUUUUCUAUACCGCUGGUCUUCAUUGAGGUCACGGGUAAGCUGGAGCCUAUCCCAGCUGCAAGCAGCAAAAUAUAAACUGCAAAAUUAUUUAUUUGAUUCACCCUAUUACUGUAUCAAGAUAUUAUUGUUAUUGUGAGGCAUGUAUCGCGUGUCGUAUCGUGAGGUACCCCGAGAUUCCCAGCCCUACUCCCAAUACUUGAUGCAGCUCACUCAGACUCUACCUCCAGCGGGCCCCCAGGUAAAUUGUGUUUGAGGCCUCUGAUAUAGAGUAUUUAAGCCUCGAUAUAUAACUCUGAACCAGUGUAAAUUAGACAAAAAUUGUUUUUAAAAGUAAUGUUGUAUAAUCAUUGCACUCUGUAAAAAGAACAGUUCAAGUAAAUCAUUAAGAGCGCAUAAUUAAUAAGCCAUUGGAGCCUGUGAUUUAUUAUUUUAGGUGACUGUAUGGGUAUAUUUGUGCCUGUAUUUACAUUUUUUGUCCAUGUGUAAAUAAAAAAAAAAAAGGUUAAACAUUCUUUGUUUUAGAAAUCAUACUCACUGCACCCUGUUAAAAGAACAGUUCAAAUAAAUUAUUUAUUAUUUAGGUGACUGUAUAUAUUUGAGCAUUUAUUUAUACUUCUGGCCCCGUGUAAAUUAGAGAAAAUCUAAAAUAACAUUUGAAAAGAUUUCUUGAUUUCAAAAAUCUUUUUUUUUUUAAUGAAUAAGACAUUAAGAUUCAUUAUUUCGCUAACUAUAUGUAGCCUGUAGAGCCUGUGUAAAUUAGACAAAAUACUGUAAACUUUAAAAAAAUAAAGUUUUUUUAAAUCAUGUAUAAUCAUUGCACCCUGUAAAAAGAACGGUUCAAAUAAAUGACUGAGCCCAAAAUGAAUGUGACAUCCAUAUUGAUGAUGAGUGUAUGUAAACUUUUGACCUUAACGCUCAAGUGUGUCCUCUUACAAGCAAUCAUCCAAACCAGUCUUCUAAAAAUAUAAAUACAGGUAAAUAAAAAGGCAUUUAUCUCUUUUGUAACAACCUUCAUUGACUUUCUAUGACUCGAUAUCAUCAGACCUCACAUCUCACUUCUAUUCUGCCCAUCCUGGAUUGCAGUGUUUUUCUUUUACAAAUCAAAAAAUAACACAUGAAGGCAAUGCUCAUUCCUCUCAGUAAAAAUGCGAAAAGGAGGGGAAAAAAGAUGAUUUGUUUAAAAAAAAAGAUAAGAAACUGAGGUGGGAGGUGGUGUUGAACUGAAAGUGGGACAGGGAGGAGAGAGAACCUGGUCGCCAAGGUGGUCCAAGCAGCAGGAGGGCGACGAGUCACGUGAUGUUUUUUUAAACCACCUCUCACUUGUUAACGAGCAACCCGCCCACCCAGCGGAGCUUGCAGGCAAACCACCGCCUGAGGGGACAAAAGUAUUCAUAAUGGAACUGCUCGAAUUCGGGAGUCCGCCGGAUGUCGCGUAAAAAAGCCACGUCAAGGUCGGACUCGGUGAGGACGAUGAGGAGGAGGAGCAAGACAAAGAGGAGCCCGACGGUGACGAGGAGCAAACGGAGGACACUUAAGACGAACUUAUUCACCUGUUCCACCUCGCCGAGGGCUCCCCUGGCGGCCCCCUCUCGAGCGUCAAAAUCUCCCCCUUCCCCGUGCGUGGGGGUCCCCGCCUCCGACUCCUUCUCCUCCUCGAUGCUGCAGGGCGCCCCGUUGAUGAGUUGACGUGAGCUGGUCAGCUCCCCUGUGCCGUGCUCGGUCACCGGAGUGGGCAGGACGCUGUCCAAGGGGCUGUACGCCUCGUCGGAGAUCACCGCCGUUCCCUCGCUGGCGUCCGUGGCCUGGCUGCGGGAGCGGGGGAUGAACGCCUCGCCGUGGGACACGGAACGCACCGGGGUGGAGUGGGCGCUGUCACGUAGCGACUCCAGACCUGGUUUGGAAUAAAUGUCUGUUAUUUUUGUGAUUGAGGCAGGAACACAAUAGAAACAUUUGACUUUCCAGCAGUCUGGGUGCCCUCUGUGGCACAUUACUGACAGCAUGACUGACUGCAGCUGAUAGUGUCUCUUUAGUGUCUCAUAAAAGGAGGAGUUGAUAACUACCAAAAACUUGCCAAAAAUGGCAUCUCUGGCCUCACUUUUAGUAACAUGAAUGGUGGGAUGCGUUGCAGCGAUAAACGAGGGAACACUGUGCUUAGACAAAUUUUUUAUUAUUAUUAUUUAUUUUUUUAUUUUUAUUUUUUUUACUCAAACUGAGCUGACUAAAACUUUGAGUUUUUGUAGACAAACAUUUUAAGUUUUCAUCAACUGAAAUUGGACUAAAAUGAUCACAUACAGAACUGACUAAAAUGUCACUAAAACAAGAAGCAUUUUCAUCCAAAAGAGUAAAAAUAAAAUGCCAAAAACAACACUGCUUUUAAGUGACAGUCUCCAGGUAAAAAAAAAAAAA
Molecule: messenger RNA, 9430 nt
Organism: Dunckerocampus dactyliophorus (ringed pipefish)
Lineage: Eukaryota; Metazoa; Chordata; Actinopteri; Syngnathiformes; Syngnathidae
Gene: blm
Product: BLM RecQ like helicase
Exons: 22
Coding region: 262-4428 (1388 amino acids)
Biological process (GO): DNA replication; telomere maintenance; double-strand break repair via homologous recombination
Cellular component (GO): chromosome; nucleus; cytoplasm
Molecular function (GO): four-way junction helicase activity; DNA binding; 3'-5' DNA helicase activity
Source: RefSeq, a predicted model, not a curated record